UGUAUUGACAACCCUAAAACACACCGAAACAUACGUCCACGUACAUCCUCGAGAGAUUUUCCCAAAGAUUUUUCUGUUUGGAGCGCUACGUACCAAACGUCGCCCAAUAAAAUACCUUUCAAACUAAUCUGUAAGAGUUUUAUAACGUGGGCCGUUGUAGAGCUCGCAUAAAACCUCCAGCUACGUGGACAAUUUUUUUGAUCCCAGCCACACAAAAACGCGAUGGCCACCCAAACCACGGGACCCACUAAGCAGGAGAUUGAGUCCGUCUUUAGUCGCCUGCGCGCCCAGCCAGCCAAUAAGUCUUGCUUCGACUGCGCGGCCAAAGCACCCACCUGGUCCUCUGUUACCUAUGGCAUCUUCAUUUGCAUCGAUUGCUCGGCUGUGCACCGCAACCUGGGUGUUCACCUGACCUUCGUGCGCAGCACUAACUUGGAUACGAAUUGGACGUGGCUGCAGUUACGCCAAAUGCAGUUGGGUGGCAACGCCAACGCGGCCCAGUUCUUCAGGUCCCACAACUGCACCAGUACCGACGCCCAGGUCAAGUACAACUCGCGAGCAGCACAACUCUAUCGGGACAAAUUAAGCAGCCAGGCCCAGCAAGCAAUAAAGGUGCACGGCACCAAGCUGCAUCUGGAGCAGUCGGAGAAAAGCGAAGGUAAUGAGUCCGCCAAGGAAGAAGACUUUUUCUCCCAAUGUAAUCACGAUGUGGACUUCAAUGUGGAGAAUAACAAUUUCAACAAGGAACACAAGCCAGUUCCAGCAUUAAUAAAAGAUUCUGAAGCACAACUGGGGAGUGGCCCCACGGUAGACCUUCUUAAUUCGGUCGUGCCGACAGCAGUUCCCACCACAAUAGGCGUUCGCAAGAUCCAGCCCAAAAAAGGAGGACUAGGUGCUCGAAAGGUGGGUGGUCUGGGAGCAACCAAGGUGAAAACUAACUUCGCGGAUAUAGAGGCGCGUGCUAAUGCGGCUAAUGAGAUGAAGACUUCCACUGCCCUGGCAAGCCAAACAGAUAAGAUACAGACUGCCGAAGAAGAGGUGGAAACAGUGGCUAGCAUGAGGCUGGCGUAUCAAGAACUGUCUCUUCAAAAGACUCGGGAAGAGGCGAAGCUUAAGAGCAUGGACCCGGCUAAAGCCAAGCAAAUGGAGCGUCUUGGAAUGGGCUUUAGCUUGCGAGGCUCUGACGUAGCCCACUCUGCUAUUGGUGACAUGGAGACUAUCCAGCAAACUGUCGCUCCCAAAAACAAAGUCUCAUCGCUGGAAAACGAUAGCUUUUUUACCGACUAUUCUUUGUAUGGGAACAGCACUGCAUCCGGCGGCCAUGGAGGCGUUGGUGGUUCCAGCGAUAAGCGAGAGAGUAUUGAAACUAGCUCAAGCAAGCUCGACAAGUUUGAACUAGAUGCUUUAGGCUACGAGACCAUCGAACCAAUUGGAGGAACUCAUGGUAACAUUACAUCUAUGUUUUCCAGCAACUACGACACCGAAAAACCGAAAUCUUCGGCGCCUGCAAAGAGCUUCAGUGGGUCAGCAUCUUCCGUUUCCCAGACCACUGGCAAAAACAAAAACUCCAGCAAUGAUCCUGUUAUAGCCCAACAGAAGUUUGGUAACUCCAAGGGCUUUGGCUCUGACCAAUACUUUGCCAGCGAGCAGUCUGCAGCUGAUAUAAGUGCUAAUCUUAAUCGCUUUCAAGGCUCACGAGCAAUAUCUUCGUCCGAUUAUUUUGGUGAAGGCUCUCCUGCGGGAGGUUCAGGUAGCAGGGGUGGCUAUUCCCCGUCGGUCAAUUUUAGUGCACCCGAUUUGGAUGUAGAAAGUGUUAAAGAGAGCGUGCGUCAGGGUGUACAUAAAGUGGCUGGCCGCCUUAGCAAUCUCGCUAACGACGUGAUGACCUCGUGGCAAGACAAGUACGGUUACUGAUAUCAGCGGUACUCUGAAACUGAUCUGACCAGUUGCGAUUGGAAGACCAUAAGCGAUGGUGGCGGAGGAUAGUCUAACUUUACCGUUUUUAUAAAUUAGUCACACAUCAAAUAUUUAGCGAUUACGCAAAAAGUUUUAAGCAAAUAGCCACUUAGUCGAGCUACGGUUGGCAAUUUACAGCCUACUCUGUCUCGUUAAUGUAUAAAAAAAGAAACAAAAUCCAUGCAG
Messenger RNA from Drosophila bipectinata, 2142 nucleotides. It is a transcript of the gene ArfGAP3, whose product is annotated as ADP-ribosylation factor GTPase activating protein 3. The record is from RefSeq and is a predicted model, not a curated record. Gene Ontology annotation, molecular function: GTPase activator activity. NCBI's taxonomy places the organism in Eukaryota, Metazoa, Arthropoda, Insecta, Diptera, Drosophilidae. Gene Ontology annotation, biological process: COPI coating of Golgi vesicle.